Molecule: messenger RNA, 1470 nt
Organism: Orycteropus afer afer
Lineage: Eukaryota; Metazoa; Chordata; Mammalia; Tubulidentata; Orycteropodidae
Gene: DPH2
Product: diphthamide biosynthesis 2
Exons: 6
Coding region: 1-1470 (489 amino acids)
Biological process (GO): protein histidyl modification to diphthamide
Molecular function (GO): 2-(3-amino-3-carboxypropyl)histidine synthase activity
Source: RefSeq, a predicted model, not a curated record
AUGGAGUCUACGUUCUGCAGCCCCGCGGAGGCGGCGCUACAGCGAGAGGCGGACGCCGCAGGGCUGCUUACUCCUCAUGAGGACUUGGACCGAGUGUAUGAGCUGGAGCGAGUCGUUGGAUUUCUUCGCGAUGUGGGGUGUCAGCGGGUGGCCUUGCAGUUCCCUGAUGGACUACUGGGAGAUGCUGGGGCCGUGGCUGCACGACUGGAGGAGGUCACAGGGUCAAAGAUGUUCAUUCUGGGAGACACGUCCUAUGGCAGCUGCUGUGUGGAUGUGUUGGGUGCUGAGCAAGCUGGAGCUCAGGCUCUUGUACAUUUUGGCCCCGCUUGCUUGAGCCCUCUAGCCCGCCCUCUGCCUGUUACCUUCGUCCUUGGUCAACGUUCUGUGGCUUUGGAGCUCUGUGCCAAGGCCUUUGAGGCCCUGUACCCGGAUCCCACAGCACCUGUGGUGCUGUUGAGUGAGCCAGCCUGCUCCCAUGCCCUGGAGGCCUUGGCUACUCUCCUGUACCCCCGGUACCUGGACCUUCUUGUCUCCAGCCCAGCUCUUCCCUUGCCAACAGGAUUCCUCAUUUCAGAGCCUGAACCACUGGAGUGUUUUGGACGCCGCUUCCCCUUGGCCCCAGGAAGGUGCCUGGAGGAGUAUGGUGCCUUCUAUGUGGGAGGCUCUGGGGCCAGCUCUGGCCCUGACCUUGAUCCAGACCUGAGUCGACUCCUCUUGGGCUGGGCACCAGGGCAACCCUUCUACUCUUGUUGCCCAGACACAGGGCGGUCUCAGGAUGAGACUGCCCGGGCUGGGCAGCUAAGGGCACGCAGAUACUACCUGGUGGAGCGGGCCAGAGAUGCCCAUGUGGUGGGGUUAUUGGCAGGCACAUUGGGUGUAGCCCGCUACCGUGAGGCCCUGGCACACUUUCGGAACCUAACACAGGCUGCUGGUAAGCGUAGCUAUGUGUUUGCCCUGGGGCGGCCCACUCCCACCAAGCUUGCCAACUUCCCUGAAGUGGACGUCUUUGUGCUUUUGGCGUGUCCUCUUGGUGUCCUGGCCCCCCAGCCUUCAGGUAGCUUCUUCCGACCUGUGUUGGCACCAUGUGAGCUGGAGGUUGCCUGCAACCCUGCCUGGCCACCUCCCGGGCUGGCCCCUUACCUCACACAUUAUGCAGACUUGCUGCCAGGCUCUCCCUUCCAUGUGCCCCUCCCACCACCUGACUCGGAGCUGUGGGACAUGCCAGAUGUGUCACUCAUUACUGGGGAUCUCCGACCUGCACCUGCCUGGAAGCCAUCAAAUGCUCCUGGGUGCUCAGCCCUGACCUCUCGGCCCCAGCUAGAAUUAGCUGAGAGCAGCCCUGCAGCUUUGUUCCUUAGUUCUCGGACCUGGCAGGGGCUGGAGCCUCACCUGGGUCAGACGCCAGUGACGGGAGCUGUGAGUGGAAGACGAGGAAUCGCCAUUGCCUAUGAGGAUGAGGGAAACAGCUAA